Molecule: messenger RNA, 1702 nt
Organism: Athene cunicularia (burrowing owl)
Lineage: Eukaryota; Metazoa; Chordata; Aves; Strigiformes; Strigidae
Gene: SDHC
Product: succinate dehydrogenase complex subunit C
Exons: 6
Coding region: 363-857 (164 amino acids)
Biological process (GO): tricarboxylic acid cycle; mitochondrial electron transport, succinate to ubiquinone
Cellular component (GO): membrane
Molecular function (GO): electron transfer activity; succinate dehydrogenase activity
Source: RefSeq, a predicted model, not a curated record
AGAGGAGCACGCUGAGUGUUUUUCUGCACCUUGUUCCUGUCGAGUUGUCAGGAAAGGCAGCGCUGCCUGUUACACUUUGUCCUGGCGAGGAGUGAGCGGGCGCCGCAGAUUCCAGCCCACAUCUGCAAACGCUCGAGCUGCACUGGGCCGGGGGCCUGUUCCUCCCCGUUCCUGGAGAGAUGCCCUUGAAUGUCAGAGCUGUGGUUACCACAAUCGCUCCGCAGAGAGUGGCUCCCACUCCUUCGGGCACCACAAAAUCCUUUUUUACCUCCUGCUGCCAGCCUAGGUGCGGCUGAAACGCUGGGCUGUGACAGGGACGUCCCACCUCCCCGGUGCUCGGAGCUUAACGAAGGGCAACAGAAAUGCUAUGUGUCGGUCGGCGAUGCCUGCUGGCUCGGCUUGGCCCCAGCCUUUCUGUGCGACACGUUGUCCCGAUGGGAACGACGGCCAAGGAGGAGAUGGCCCGCUUCUGGGAGAAGAACACCAAGUCCAAUCGCCCCCUGUCCCCUCACGUCACCAUUUACAAGUGGUCGCUGCCCAUGGCCAUGUCCAUCACGCAUCGGGGCACCGGCGUGGUGCUGAGCUUAGGAGUCUCCCUCUUCGGCCUGGCCGCGCUGCUGCUCCCAGAGCAGUUUCCCCACUACCUGGCCAUGGUGAAGUCGCUCAGCCUGGGGCCCGCACUCAUCUACUCUGCUAAGUUCGCUCUGGCUUUCCCCUUCUCCUACCACACCUGGAAUGGAGUCCGACACCUUGCGUGGGACAUGGGGAAGGGGUUCAAGAUCCCCCAGGUCAACCAGUCUGGGGUGCUGGUCCUGAUCCUGACCCUGCUCUCCUCUGCGGGCCUCGCGGCGAUGUGAAGGAACCUCCCAGUUGACGGCCUCCCUCUUUUUGGAAGAUUUGCUCCAUCCUGGCCCACCUCAAGAUGUGUGUGGAGAGGGAGGUGGGAGGACAGGCUCCUGAGUAACUACAAAUCUUUGGGGAAGGUGACGCUUCCCCUCCUCGCAGAUCUCGUGUGGGAUCAGAGUUGCUUUCCGUUAGCCUGGGUGAUGUGCUAACCCCCUCGCAGCAGUCUCCGGCCGUGCCACAUGCCCAAGCAGCCACAGAGAGCAAAUUACCAGCUGAUCCUGGCACGUUCAGUCGCUCGCAGAGAGCUGCCUGGCUUCUUCCAGGCGAGCUCCGGGGCGUUUCUUUUCUGUGCUCUGUCCCCAGGCUUGAGACAAUGCUGAAUCUGUGUCCCCCAGGUCCGAGUGGGCUCAGGGACGGCUGCUCGUGCGUGUGUAGGCCCGGCGCAGGACAAGCCUCUGCAUUGAGGCAGCCCGUGCCAGGGCCGGGAGAGCGGGCGGAGCUGCCAACGCCGGCACCCGCGAGGGGAACGGGGGGUCGGUGCCAUCCAGGUGCCGCAGCAGCCGCGGGACCCUGUCUGAGCCCGGCAGCGUGAGCCACCUGGGACAGGGUGCUCGGACCCACGGAGUGAGUCCCCGCUCCUCCUUAUCCCUGAACAUGGCACAGUUCAGCCAGUUUUGGGGCCCUGGAGCCCCUGCCUGUGAAAAACGUCCGAUUUUCCUCUGUUAGGAGGUUACUCUGUCCCUGGCGCACGGGGGGGCGGACAUCGUUUUCUGAUCGCCUGUUGCCACCGGCUCUCAUUCCAGCACUUGUCACUCAUCCACCUUUGCAAUAAAGCAGCCUUGAUCCUCCGCACCGA